Molecule: messenger RNA, 414 nt
Organism: Helobdella robusta
Lineage: Eukaryota; Metazoa; Annelida; Clitellata; Rhynchobdellida; Glossiphoniidae
Exons: 4
Coding region: 1-414 (137 amino acids)
Source: RefSeq, a predicted model, not a curated record
AUGCAGUUCGCAACAAUAACAAUACAACUUUUACUCAUCUUUAAUUUAGUUUUCAUCAAGAACGCCCAAUCCAAAGUCUCCAGACCCUAUGGAAAAACAGGGAUCAGUCCAAAAAACAAAAUAUUCGAUAGCGGCUGCGAGAAUCACAAUUUUAAAAUAGAGUUUAUCAGCAGUUCAGUUUCAUGUUAUGAAACUGACACUGAUGAUGAUUCUUCGGGUUUUGACGAUAACGAGAAUGAUUACGACGAUCCAGCAGAGUCUGACACGUGGUCAUGGGUCUACACGUUCAAAGUCAUCCCGGGAUAUCAGGAACCUCCAUAUUUAAGAGCUCUUUUAAUGGAUGAGAGAAAUUUGGACAGAGUUAACGAUUGUCUCGAACCUUUUGAAAUUGUAGUCAAAUACGAUGAGAAGUAA